AUGGUGUUUGUGCUGAACACUCAUCUGCCCUUUAAAGAUGUGGGGUCUCUGACUAGAUAUGAUGAAACAGCUGUCACCACUGAUUGGCAAAAGAAAUUGACCCCGGAACAGUUCUAUAUCAUGAGAGAAAAAGGAACUGAACAACCAUUUACCGGAAUCUAUCUGAAUAACAGAGAUCCAGGAAUGUACCAUUGGUCAGAGAAGAAAUACAAUUCUGGCACUGGAUGGCCUUCAUUUUCAGAAGCUUUUGGUGCAUGUGGUACAGAUGAAUGCAAUGCCAAUAUCCUGAGGCAUCCAGAUACCUCAUUGGGAUCAACCAGCACAGAAGUCGUUUGCAAACAGUGUGAUGUUGGUCAUGUGUUUGAUGAUGGUCCCAGACCUUCUGGACAAAGGUUCUGUAUCAACAGUGUUUCGUUAACAUAA
This is a messenger RNA of Chelonia mydas (Green sea turtle), 423 nucleotides long. It is a transcript of the gene MSRB2, whose product is annotated as methionine sulfoxide reductase B2. Gene Ontology annotation, cellular component: cytoplasm. NCBI's taxonomy places the organism in Eukaryota, Metazoa, Chordata, Testudines, Cheloniidae. Gene Ontology annotation, biological process: protein repair; response to oxidative stress. Gene Ontology annotation, molecular function: peptide-methionine (R)-S-oxide reductase activity. The record is from RefSeq and is a predicted model, not a curated record.